AGCCUCUGAUUAAACGGUCAACAACAUUGAGGGCGCACGGAUUCCUCGCCUCAGCUGAGUAGGCGCUACCGACUUCCUUCACGUCACCCCGCCCGUCUGCCUGCCGUCUCCUCCCUUCCCUUAAACCUUUGCUGCGACCAUCCCUCUGAGCGACUCUGGACUGAGGGGGAAAAAGAAACUGAGAGAGACAGAGGGGAGAAAGUGUGUGAGAGAGAAUUACAUGCAGACUCCAAACAUCACCUAGACUACCUGCUCCAUCCAACACAACAAGGAGGAGGAGGACGCACAAGUGCAGGCGCGUACAUGCGUGCCAGCCCAACAAGACAAUAAGCGGGCAAAAGGACCACAAAUCCAAAAAAUUGGACUAAGAGUUUAUCUUGAGAACUCUUUGGAAGAGAGAACAACUUUGGCUACAAGAACAAAGACAGCCUAAAUGAGUACCUGGUAAGAAGAACCAUGCAUCUCAACAGAGAAGAAGAUAACAGCAAAGGCUCAGUGUCUCUAAGUGUGUUCCUGGUGUCUGUUGCAUCUGUAGUAUGUGCCGUUUGGCUGGUAGCUCUAUGUGGCGUCUGCACCUGGUGUCAACGUAAACUGGGAAAGAGGAAUAAGCCUGGGAUGGAGACUGCCAGCUCUCCAGAUUCUGUGAGAGGUCGAGGAGAAAACAAAGCCAUCAACCACAAUGAUUUGGACAGAGACUUUUGGAAUAACAAUGACAGCAGCAAUGUGCAACAGAGAUGGAGCUCCUAUCCGCCGAAGGAGUUCCUCUUAAACAUGUCUCCCUAUGCUCCCUACGGAGACCCUCGCCUCACGCCCAAUGGGGCUGUGGAUAAGGGUGGGCAGUAUGGUGCUGGACCCUCACCAGGGGCAAGUGACAGCGGGGGUGGUUCUUGCUCAGGGGCAGGGCCCAGUCGCAGUGACAGCGUUCGAAGCAUGGUGACGGGGGGCAGCAAGGCCGGUCGCUGGCAGAAGGUCCAGAGCCACAUGCAUGCCGGUGGCCUACGGUUUGGCAAUUUUGGGGACGCUUCCCUCUCGUCUGCUUCCACCCUGGAGCACAUCCCGUCCUCGGCCGUGGCGCGCCCUCGGCCUCUGGUCCGGCAGCAGAGCCUCCAACAGCCCCUCACUCACCAGCCCCCUCCGGGCCCAAACGACCCCCCAGUCACCUCACAGAGCCUGGGCCAGCUGCACACAGGCCCAGGCGGCGGGGGCCACCGUGGGGGCCCGCGCGGGGUCCGGGGGAGUCCGGCUGGAACCUCCCGGCACAGAGGAGCAGGGACAGGUCGAUCGAGGUCAAAUCCUGGCAGCUGGGAUCACAUGAUGGAGCAGAUCCGCCACAGAGGGCUGGACGUCAAGUCGUUCUUUGAGGGGAAGAUGGUUGUUCUAUCUCUAGCAAUCGGGCUGGCUGAACAGGAUGAUUUCGCCAACCUUCCAGAUCUCCAGGAAGCUCCAGCAAAUAUAGAGAACGAGACUACACCAGAAAAGAGGACUCCAGGUAACAAAGCAGGCAGCAGCCCCAGAGGUCAGACCCCAGAUGAGACUGGACGUCGCCAUGAUGCCAACUCCUCGGUUUCUGACUUGGCCAACUCCGUCACCAGUGACAUGCUCAUGUUGUCUCCAGGUUCGGAGGAUGACGACCACGAGGGUCAAGUGUGUGAGAAGCUGGGUCGUAUUCAGUUUAGCGUUGGAUACAGUUUUCAGGACUCCACCCUCACUGUCAAAGUUCUCAAGGGCCAGGAUUUGCCUGCUAAGGACUUUUCCGGCACCUCUGAUCCGUUUGUCAAACUCUACCUGCUGCCAGACAAGAAGCACAAACUGGAGACCAAAGUCAAGAGGAAGAAUCUCAACCCCCACUGGAAUGAGACCUUCCUGUUUGAAGGAUUCCCCUAUGAGAAGGUAGUUCAGAGGACUCUAUACCUGCAGGUUCUCGACUACGACCGCUUCAGCAGGAAUGACCCCAUUGGAGAGGUGUCCAUCCCCCUCAACAAACUGGACCUAGCCAACAUGCAGACUUUCUGGAAGGAGCUGAAUCCAUGUAGCGAUGGCAGCGGGAGUCGAGGGGAUCUGCUGGUGUCUCUGUGCUACAACCCCACAGCCAACACCAUCACUGUGAGCAUCAUUAAAGCACGCAACCUCAAAGCCAUGGACAUUGGAGGCACUUCUGACCCCUACGUAAAAGUGUGGUUGAUGCACAAGGACAAGCGUGUGGAGAAGAAGAAGACGGUGGUAAUGAAGCGCUGUCUAAACCCUGUUUUCAACGAGUCCUUCCCCUUUGACGUGCCUGCUCACGUGCUGAGAGAGACCACCAUAAUUAUCACGGUCAUGGACAAGGACAGACUCAGUCGCAAUGAUGUCAUUGGAAAGAUUUAUCUUUCAUGGAAGAGCGGCCCAGCAGAGGUAAAACACUGGAAAGACAUGAUGGGUCGUCCUCGUAAUCCUGUGUCCCAAUGGCAUGCUCUCAAGGCCUGAGGACCCAACGAUCAACCUGCCUACAGUAUUUUCCCCUCAGACUUCAGCAUCAGCCCCUGCCCUCAGCACAUAUCUCCCAUAUUUCCUAACUGCAGUGUUGGGCUGCAGCCAUUGUGUGUCUUUGUUCUAAGGCCUCUUUGAUAUCAUCUGCCCUCAGUCAUCCUUAAAAUUUCACCCUUGUCAAGUUCUGAUUCCCGCCUGACCCUUGUCUCAUCUCUUUUGUCAAAACUUAAAAAUGUCUUUGAUGUCUUUCCUCACUUCCUCCUUGUGACCUUUUUCAAUGAGACUUUGUUUUUUCUUCAAGAUUAUUCUCCUUCACCUUGUCAACCAUUUCCAGUGUUCAACAUCAGAGCAGUACCUCUUGCCACCCCUGAAUACAAACUACCAACCAAAAAUGUAUCAAACUAAUAUUCCAACAAUUCUCUGUGAAUGGCACUGACCUGUGCAACCCAUUUAUUCACCUGUAUCUGGUGUUGCAGUGAGGAAUCUUCCACUCUGCUCCUCGCCUCUUUGUUCAAGCCCUCUUCCGUUGUGUCACUAUUCCUGCAUACCUUUUUAAAUUGCCUGAUAAAUCAGGAAAACCGACACAGGCAAUGGAAGCGUGAUGGCUGUAUUUUAAAUGGAAUUGGACUCUGUCACUCAACUCAUCUUUUUCACUUUUCACCUUUUCUCUGGCACCAAUGUAAUAAUUCUUCCUUGGCUGGAACCCUUUGUUGUCUGUGCGUGCUGUGGGUGAUGUGCUGUAACCCCAAAUGAAGUUCUCCGACAAAAAAAGGAUAUGAACGUUUAACAAAGGUCCAAUAGGGCAAGUGUAAAAAAAAUAAAUGUUCCAAUUUUUUUACUUUUUUUAAAAAAAGAAAUCCCAAUGGACAGAAAAAAAUGAGUAAAGUGAUUAAUGUUGUGUUUUCUUUUUUCAAAAGAACUUACAGAAUCAACCUGUUCUUCCAGACACAGAAAAUAAGCAAAAAGCCAGCGUGUGUGCAUGUGCGCGUGUGUGCGUGUCUGUGCGUGUCAGUCUGUCUGUCUGUGUGUAAAUAGGGGAGUAUUUUGCACAGCUAAAUAAGACUGUAGACUACAGUAUAAGUAUAACAAAAUGUUGUAAACAGCUCUUGAUAAUGAUAAUGAAAAAAAGGUAUUGUUAGAAUUCGUGGUGUUGAAAUUAGCUGAAGACGUGGGGAGGUCACUGAUGUUAAAGGAUCAGUCCACCCAAAUCACAGACACAUAUACAAUAUUUUCUAACAUACUCCUAGUAGUAUUAAGCCAGGCAGAUAGUUUCAGAUGUAUACUGCUGCCACCCCAAAUACAAAGGAGAUAAAUAGGAUUUUUAUUGUGGUGCUCACUGCAUUCAGAAUGGAUUUUGAAAAAUUUCACUGCAGCUUGUCUCUCCAGAAACAAUGUUCUGGUUAAUCGGAUAAUCCACAAACCCCUCAAUGAAUGGCUUUACAUUGGGACUGGGAGAAAUCAGCGAAAGUUGCUGACAACAACAUCUAUCCUCAAAAAACAUUGAUUAUGAAACUUCCUACAUACCUCGAUAUCACUUGGGUUAAUUGGGCAAAAAAUGUUCUUGUUCUCAUGACAUAAAAACCUAACUCUUAUGUUUUUUUUUCAACCACAUCUCAUAGUUUUCCUCAGCAGAUGGAGUUUGCAGUUGAGUCCGAGAUGACCUGGUGGUAAACAGACAGCUCAACUCCCCACUUGCACACAGUGGCAUUGCACCAAUGCGCACCAAGGCCAAGAAAUCUGUGACGGCGCCAAAACACCCUGAGGAAAAUGAAAUUGUUGAAAGCUAGGACCGCACAGCACCUCACAACUGGUUAGUUUUGAUACAGUGCCACUUUGUGAAAGCCAGGAGAAAGACCUUGAGAUGCAAUCAAAAUGGAAAAGCUAGAAAGUGGACCUUUUAGUUUACAUUUAUUUUGCCAAACUACACCCAAUAAUUUGUGAUUUGGGUAAACUGACAAUUUAUGAAGAUGGGUAGUAAUAAUUACUAUGGUUACAGAUAGUAAUAUGUUAAGAAAUCAGAUGUAGCUGAAAUAAAUAAUAAAAUAAAAAACGCACUAUGCCUGUCACCCACAUUACAAUGUGUUUAUCCGCUGCAUAAAUGUGUGCAUUAAACCGGGAAUAGGCAUUACAGAACACUAUAAGUCUUUUCUGUUUUUCAUUUUUACAGAGCACUACGAGUCCAAGGAUAAUAUUAGACAUUAUUUUUAGUUUGUUUUUUGGAGGGGGGUUGAUCUAACAAGUCAGUCUUACAAUUGUUUGCUUCACUGCUUGAAUCUGACCUCCUCCAUGUCCCAUAUAGACAUUUAUGAAACAAAUGAGAGUAAUAAUAUCUGUCUUUUUACAUUCCACUGUUUGUGUAUGUGUGUGUGUGUGUGUGUGUGUGUGUGUGUGUGUGUGUGUGUGUGUGUGUGUCAAUAUUUGAACUUUAGUUAGUGUGACUGUAUUUCCUGUGAGACCCUCUGUGUGUGUAUAUAUAUCUGCACUGAGUUCUAUUUUGCCAGUUUAAUACAGAACAACAUUGUUUACUGUUUUUAUUCUGUAUGAAACAAUCCAGAUGUACAAAAAAAAUAUGUUUUUUUUAAAAGUUGUCACUUCUUUAAGAAUCACUGCACUUGUUGACAAUGAUGCUGGAACAAACCUCUCUUCAUAGCAGGGUUAUUUUCCUCGGGUGUGGUUCUAAAUGAUGUGACAUGAGCUGAGAGUGAAGGUCAAAUGGGAAAUGUCACAAACAAGCUUUACAACAGAUUGUUUUCUUUGACCAUUAUACAUCCUUUUUUUCCAUUUCAGAUGGAAGCAGCUUCCAACAUUUUGUUCUAUCCGUCCUUCUAAUCCGCUUCACCAAAAAAUGAAGGGUGGCACCUUAACAUCGACGCUGACGUGCCCCAAAACACCCCCGUCGUGCACACAUGCUUUCUGGCACAAAGUGUUCUGUGUGCCUUAUAAACCCUGCCACGCCUUUGCUCUUCACCAUAUGUGCUCCCACUCCUAGUGUCAGGGAUGGGGGGGGGAGGAAAGAAAGGUGAGACAGGAGAUAAUCAUCACCUCUUUGCAUCACUGUUAGCUACAUCUCAGGUCAGAGUUUUGGAGCAUCCCAAAAUAACCAGGAACACAGUCAUCAGUCUGUCCUGAUGGCCCUGUGUGUGAAACAAGGCGUUAUUUACAGUAUUUACAUUCCAAAAGCUUAGUGAAAGUCACUUUAUUAAUGCAACUUAAAUAUUGGUUGAAUAACAGUCAGGGUUUGGUGUAUUUUAGUUUUAAGAAAUCGAGCUAGAUUUUGUCAGUCUACACUCUUCACUGGCCAAAUACCAUAAACGUAGGUCGAUUUUACUGGUGAAGUCUGAUUUAGGGCAUUCUCUUGGGGGACAGCUUGAUACAAAGAGAGGUUAACCAGCAACAUUUUAAUUCAUGAACUGUACAAAUGAUUGUGAAGUGUCCUGUAUGAAAAAAAGAAAA
Molecule: messenger RNA, 5919 nt
Organism: Etheostoma spectabile (orangethroat darter)
Lineage: Eukaryota; Metazoa; Chordata; Actinopteri; Perciformes; Percidae
Gene: syt7b
Product: synaptotagmin VIIb
Exons: 13
Coding region: 457-2463 (668 amino acids)
Biological process (GO): calcium ion-regulated exocytosis of neurotransmitter; vesicle fusion
Cellular component (GO): plasma membrane; synaptic vesicle; axon
Molecular function (GO): SNARE binding; clathrin binding; calcium ion binding
Source: RefSeq, a predicted model, not a curated record